GCAUCUUCUGGUAACAUUAAAGAUUCUAAUCAAAAUGAAUUACAACAAAACCAUUUAUAUUCAAAUGACAGUGAAGAUGAACUUGAAGAAAAUAUAUCUAAUUUUUCUCUAGAAAAUCUUGAGUUAGACUUGCAACAAAAGAAGAUAAAUGAUAUUAGAUUGCAAUAUGUUGCACAAUAUCUUCGUCUUACAAAAAAUGGACAUUCAAAGCUUUCUGCAAGUCUGCUUAUUUCUGAAUCAAUAAAUCAUGGCCCUUGGAUGGCCAGAUUAAUCAGAUCUUGGGCAAACCAGUAUUUAUCAGAUGGGGCUCUUUUGGUUUCUAGGCAUGGAAAACAUCAGAAAGUAGUUAGUAUUUUAAAUGAUGAAGACAUAAUUAUAAAGAUUAAUCAAUACCUUCAUGUUCAAAAAUUCAACCUUAAGAUUCCAGACUUUAUUAAUUAUAUUUCUGAUGAAAUUUUUCCUUUUGUUGGAUAUGAAAAAAAUAAGAAAAUCAGUAGGUUGAAAUUAGAUCAACAACAAAGAGAAAUUAAUAAUAAUCUACCUGAGUCAGAAAGAAUCCCUGAAGAGGCAU
Molecule: messenger RNA, 571 nt
Organism: Entrophospora candida
Lineage: Eukaryota; Fungi; Glomeromycota; Glomeromycetes; Entrophosporales; Entrophosporaceae
Source: the annotation of a GenBank genome assembly